This is a messenger RNA of Linum tenue, 506 nucleotides long. The record is from the annotation of a GenBank genome assembly. Lineage: Eukaryota; Viridiplantae; Streptophyta; Magnoliopsida; Malpighiales; Linaceae.
AUUCUUCUUCUAAUUGAUAUUAUACAUGCCCUCGCCUUUAAAUUCCCACGCCGCCAAAGGAAGAAACCCUCGCCGAUUACAAAAGUGAAAAGCCUUUGUCUUUCAGUCUACCACCAUAAGGAAACCCCAAUCAGCCUCCCUUCCUCUUCUCUUUUGUGGAUCCCAACGGAUCUACCAGGAAUCCCAAUCGGCCAUCUCACCGAUCGACAAGCUCAUCGCAUCAACCUGUGUCUCUCCUCUUGUAUGAUCGCCAGGCCCUCACUAAUAGGUAUGCCACGUCAACAAUAUAAGGUACUAAAGGUAUCAGAGGAUAAGAUUGAGAGAAUGGCGAGGAAGGAUUCAAGAGAACCGGGGGAGAAGUUUGGCUCAUUGCACCGAAGGAGGGAUCCCAUGAAUACAAGGAUAUUGAGUAACAAGAAAUGGAUAUAAUAUGUAUCUAACCUUGAAGUAAAGCCUUUGGUAGAACCUGUUACCGAUGUUUAGUAUUGUUAGUAGCAAGAUUGGAG